AAAAAACAGUGUGUAGAACAAUAUUAUGAAACACAAAGAACAAAGAGAACAUAGAUUUUAAAAAAAAUUUUUAAACACCUUUCCGACAUGGCCCUUUUCAUCUCGCACACCCCCUAGUGAAGCUCUCGUACCACUGGUGGUGCACAUACCAGAUUUUGGGAAUCCCUGGGUUAGAGGUUAGGAUUAGGAUUAGGGUUAGGGUUAGGGUUAGGGUUAGAGAGAGAGGAACAUUGCAGAAAGGGCUCAAAAUAAUGGACAACCCCAAACAUGCCUUACAUGACCCACUGGUUAGACAACAGAGUGCAGUCAGUCGAAGGCUUCUUCAGCUCCAUGGUGAGAUGUUUUGUGCGACUGUUCACAAUUUAGGGGACUAUUUACAUAAAUUAAUUUUAAAAAGAGACCCUGAGACUGCGUGAGUCUCACCAUUAUAAAACCAACACUGAGUAGGCUACAGCGUACACAGUGGAACAAACUGAAUUAGCCCAAAGCAAGGCAAAUUAACGCUUGUGAAGGCUAAUUGCUUCCUCAUUAUCAUUGCUGGUGCUUGAUCGUUCCUCUACGACGCUUCCUCAGGGCUAUUGUCCCCGGGUUUCUGGACUCACCUUUACCCUCCGACCACGCUGUGCUUAGGUGGUGUCAAGGUAGUAUAAACUUAGAUUCAGUGCCAAAAAAAAAACAAGACAACUAGUCACUACCACUACCAGGACAUUGUAGGUUUACAACCACAAAACGUGAAUUUGAAGCAGGCAGGCUACACACAUUAAGAUCCACAACACUCCUGCAAUAAAUCAUAUUUCAAUACAAAACUCAACUGGCUCAAAUAAACAUGGAUGACAUGGAUGAAUGGUUGUUUAAUUAUUGGAGAAGCGUCUUUCAUGCACAAAUAUUGCACACAUCAAAAGCACAAAAUGUGCAAAUAGUGUACAAGACAAAUGACAUUACAUUCAUUAGAUAUCGAUUGGGAAGACUAAUUUUCAACCAAGCAGAAUUUCAUAACAAUUGUGUGACAGGAACACGUGCUACUGGAGCCAAGCCAUUGAGGGGGUGGGGGGAGGGGGUAAAACCAGGUGCACAAGAGGGGAUUCUGUUAAGAAUCUGUAAAAUUACAGAACUAUUCUGCAUCAGGAAUAUUCCCUCUAUUCUACUGCACACUCAGAGAUGUUCCACUUUGAUGUACGUACGACAAAUAACCAGAUGUUAUUGGUGAUCGCUUGGGAGAUUUACUGUAUGGAAUGAAAAAGCCGAGACAGGCAUUAUACACCACAUUAUUUCUUGUCUGCCCACUGUAGAAUCCUCUCUUCUCCAAACGGUGACCUUGGUUUGAUGUGAAGAUAUCUUUGAUAUCGUCAUACUAUUGUCAAUACGUCAUAAAGUAAUACUCUAACACUUGCAAUGCAGUGCUUGUGUUCAGAGCAGAUAAAAGAAGUCAAGCUAAAGAAACAAUCUCAACUGUGCGUACAUAAGAUGAGAGAGAGAGAGAGAGAGAGAGAGAGAGAGAGAGAGAGAAGCUCAAGCAGAGUCAAGCCGUUUUCAUUAAUCUGCAAAUUUUCUCAGAUGACGCAAGGACCAACUGACUUCACCCCCCUCCCCCUUCCCUAUCUCUCCCUCUCGCAUCUCUCCAGUCCGCCCUCACUCACUCCGUGUCCCCCGAUGCCGUGGUGUUGGUGGAUGGGAGACAGCACCACACAACAGGCAGGAUGACGAAUCAUCAGCCAGUGAAGGACACCAUGGAGUGUGAGGAUGGGGGGGAAUCGGCGCCUAAAGCUGGCCUAAUGCAGCAAUACUGUGGCUGGAUGACCCGCUCACCUGACCAUCUCCUACUGCUUCUCACCGUCCUCGGUGUAAUAGCAGGCUCAUUGUGUGGCAUGAUGCUCCGGUAUGUGCCCGAUUUGGACCCCAACACGCUAAUGCUGGUGUCCUUCCCCGGAGACAUCCUGAUGAGGAUGCUGAAGAUGCUCAUCCUCCCCCUCAUCAUAUCCAGUCUCAUCACAGGUUUGGCGGGUUUAGAUGCCCGUUCCAGUGGCAGGAUGGGAACAAGGGCCAUGGUCUACUACAUGUCCACUACUGUAAUCGCUGCCAUCCUGGGGGUUAUCUUAGUCCUGGGUAUUCACCCGGGUAACCCUAAGCUCCGGAAUGAACCCACAACCGUUUCGGCUCCCAAGAACCAGGAAGUCAACAGUCUGGAUGCCUUCCUGGACCUCAUCCGCAAUCUCUUCCCUGAGAACCUGGUGCAGGCUUGCUUCCAGCAGGUCCAGACCGUGCUGAAGAGAGUUGCUGUUCCUGUCCAGAAUCAAACAGAACCUAUCUUUGUCAACAAGAAGAAACUAGAGUUCAAAUGGGGAAUGAAUGUACUAGGUUUGAUUGGGUUCUUCAUAACAUUUGGAAUAUGCAUGGGGAAAAUGGGAGAGAGGGGGAAGCUCAUGGCCGAAUUCUUCAACAUCCUGAAUGAGAUCAUCAUGAAGAUGGUCUCCAUGAUCAUGUGGUACUCCCCUGUGGGUAUUGCCUCCCUCAUCUGUGGGAAGAUUGCAGCUAUUGGAGACUUGGAGGUGGUUGCUAGGCAGUUGGGCAUGUACAUGGUAACAGUCAUGGUUGGCCUUACCAUCCAUGGUGGUAUAAUUUUGCCCUUCAUCUUCUUUGGGGUAACCAGGAAGAACCCUUUCCACUUCUACUCAGGAAUCUUCCAGGCGUGGAUAACAGCCUUAGGAACUGCCAGCAGCGCUGGGACACUGCCAGUCACAUUCCGAUGCCUGGAAGAGAACCUGAAAAUUGACAAGCGCGUGACCCGCUUUGUGCUACCCAUCGGUGCCACCAUAAACAUGGAUGGCACUGCUCUCUAUGAGGCUGUGGCAGCCAUCUUUAUUGCCCAGAUGAAUGACAUCGAUCUAGACGCAGGGCAGAUUGCAACAGUGAGUAUGACAGCAACAUUGGCCAGUGUUGGAGCAGCUAGCAUACCCAGUGCUGGCCUUGUGACCAUGCUGCUGAUCUUGACCGCUGUUGGCCUCCCCACCCAAGACAUCAGCCUUCUCAUUGCUGUGGACUGGCUACUGGACCGCAUGCGCACUUCCAUCAAUGUGGUAGGUGACUCCUUUGGAGCAGGCAUUGUGGACUACCUCUCUCAUGCUGAGCUGGCGGAAUAUGACGCAGAGGCCCUUGCUGCUCUUGAGGGGGAAGAGGAGGAGGAGUUCAUUCCACCUCCGCCCCUCCUGACCGAGAUAGACCUGAUGGAACCACUGAAGCCUCCCGAACUGCCACCACGCUCCCCCCGUCCACCCAAACUGAACCACACAACCUCGCACUCGCUGGCCCAGUCCCAUUCCGUGACGCACUCGCCUCUGUCGGUGCGCUCGCCCUCCCCGCGCUCGCCAUCGCCGCGGCCCGUCCGCUCAUCAUCGCCACGCUCGGUCCAGUCCCACUCACCCAGGCCUUUCCGCACCCACUCUCCACGUCUGCUGCGACGCACUGAGCCUGGGUACACCGCCCUACCUACUCAUGAAAACCAGAUUCCUACCCUCCCACGUGCCUAUAGAGAGAGGGAGCGAGACCGAGAGAGGGAGCGACUGCGAGGAAGAGAGAGGGAGCGAGAAAGUGAGACUGAGGAGGACGAGGAGAGAGAGAGGGGACUUGACGAAUGCAGUGACGGGGAGGAGAGUGACGACACUGCUUAUGACCGGAGACACACCAUCCCUCCAUGUGACCUACCAUGAGUCCGCCAACCCCUGGACCAUCGCCGAUGGCAUCGUCACAACAUUUUUACAGCAUUUCCCCACACUUUACUGCACCCCUUCACCAUUCCCAAGUGGUGGUCUUUUCAGGUAGAUAAUUGGACUGGGCAGAAACUGUUUUAGUUUCAUGGGACGUGUGUUUUAUUAGUGCUUUACAAGUGUAAAAACAAAUUUUUGACAAAUUACAAAUGUAGCAUAGUGACCAUUGCCGUGACUCUGUGUCCCAUGCAGUCACUGCUAUUUUCAUUUUACUGGAUUCUGCUGUAUCAAACCAUUUUGUUUCCUCAAUCACCCCUGUUAUUGUUUUAAUAAAAUGCCCCCUAGUUGCAGUCUUCCCUGAAGUCUUAUCUAGUCAUAAUGACAACUGAUUGGGAAAACUCCCUGAACACCCAGAGGCCAGGUGCCUAAAUCAGGUUAGACAUUCCAUUAACUUCAACGCACAAUGUUGAGAGCAUGCCAUGGCACAUAAUAAUCUGUUUUUCGUAUGCCAGUAUACACAUGAUUUGUAAUUAUGUAUGUGAUAUAAAGUGUGAUUGGCAUGAGUAUAGAGGAGAGUUCAGUUCAGGUUACUGACCUAUUAUAAGCAUGUGCAACUGUCAAGCAACUGUCAUCCAUUUGAUAUUCUUUUCAGUCUCCUUAUCAGUUCCUUAUCCACCCUUUAAAGGAAUGUUCCAGAGAAAAAACAACCUAGGGUCUAUUCAGAGGCUAACAGGUUCAAAAUGUUGUUUGAGAGCAUAAUGACAUUUAUAGGUGGAGUUUUGAGCAUCGUUUGUCGUUUGCAUUAACACCAAAUUGGUAGGGGGUGUGAUGAUACACUCAGUCCAUGAGACGAUACACGAUAUUCAAGUUCAACAGCAAACAGGACUUUUCUGCACGUAUCAACCCAUGUAGGCUAGCCCAAUAAACGCCUAUGUAAAUACACAAAACAUUCUCAUCAAAGCAGGGUAACUUCUUCAGACUUCAGACGAGUGCUGUCAAAUCGAUCGUAUGCGGUUUGGUCAUAUAGUCUAGUGGUGUGGUGGUGAAGUGUCAUCAUGCUGCG
Alosa sapidissima (American shad) is the source of this 4764-nucleotide messenger RNA. It is a transcript of the gene slc1a9, whose product is annotated as solute carrier family 1 member 9. Gene Ontology annotation, molecular function: neutral L-amino acid transmembrane transporter activity; L-glutamate transmembrane transporter activity; glutamate:sodium symporter activity. Gene Ontology annotation, cellular component: plasma membrane. NCBI's taxonomy places the organism in Eukaryota, Metazoa, Chordata, Actinopteri, Clupeiformes, Clupeidae. The coding region runs from base 1698 to 3704 and encodes 668 amino acids. The record is from RefSeq and is a predicted model, not a curated record. Gene Ontology annotation, biological process: L-glutamate transmembrane transport. The transcript has 11 exons.